GGGUCUAAUAAUUUUGCAUAAGAAAUUAAUUCCAUGGAAAAAAAAUUAAGAAUUUUGUGUCUUCAUGGCUUUAGAGGAAGUGGUGAAAUACUCAAGAAAUUGAUUUUCCGGUGGCCGGAAUCCGUCAUCGGAAAAUUAGAUUUGGUGUUUUUGGAUGCACCUUUUCCGGCUCAGGGGAAAUCUCCACUUGAAGGUUUUUUUGAUCCUCCUUACUAUGAAUGGUUUCAAGCAAAUAAGGAUUUUACAGAAUUUUACAAUUUUGAAGAAUGCCUUGAGUAUAUAGAAGAUUUUAUGUUAAAGAAUGGACCUUUUGAUGGUGUUCUUGGUUUCUCACAGGGAGCUGUUUUAGGUGCAGCAAUUCCAGGGAUGCAAAGGGAUGGAGUGGCUUUAACAAAAGUUCCAAAAAUAAAGUUUGUGAUAAUAAUAUCAGGAGCUAAAUUUGGAGGGCCAACUUAUGGGAUACCAAAAUUGGUUGCAAAUGCAUUUUCAUCUACUAUCAAUUGUCCAUCCCUUCACUUCUUAGGGGAGGCAGAUUUUCAAAGAAAAGAUGGUGAAAUUCUGCUAGAGUGUUUUGUGGAUACUCAAGUGAUUCACCAUCCUAAAGGACAUACCAUACCUAGACUAGAUGAUAGCAACGUUGAAAUAAUGCUUGGAUUUAUUGAAAAAAUUUCAACAACUUUGAAAGAGGGCACGAGUUUAUCGACCGUAUAGUUGUCCUCAAAUGUUAUUUUUUUUUCCAGA
Messenger RNA from Solanum lycopersicum (tomato), 741 nucleotides. RefSeq names its product retrovirus-related Pol polyprotein from transposon TNT 1-94. NCBI's taxonomy places the organism in Eukaryota, Viridiplantae, Streptophyta, Magnoliopsida, Solanales, Solanaceae. The record is from RefSeq and is a predicted model, not a curated record.